GGAGGAAACACAGAAACUGCAGGAAGUGACCAGCUGCUCUCAUGCACAUGCACUCAGCUAUAGACAUGAUUUACCCUCUUAUUCUCUCUGGGAUUUUACUUCUCAUCUCAGAUGCUGGAAUUGGGAGUAUGAAUAUCGGAGUGAAAUCUGGAUCACCUGGAAUUAUUCCCUGUCUAUAUGAUAAAAAACAUAAGGAAAACCGUAAAUACUGGUGUCAGGGGACACAAUGGAUUUCAUGCAAAACAUUGGGAUAUGCAAAUGAGCCAGGAGAAUAUUCCCUCACUGAUUAUCCAGAACAGAGUAUUUUUACAGUGCAGUGGAAGAAUCUGAAGACCUCAGACUCUGGAUAUUACUGGUGUGCUGUUGAGAUCGGUGGCUCUUCAGAUGACGGGUAUUAUUUGUAUCUGACGGUGGAGUCAGCUCAUGAUGUGUCUAUGGUGAGCAGCAGUGUCUCUGGACAUGAAGGUGGUGAUAUCAGUGUUCAGUGUCUCUACAGUUCUGGAUAUCAGAAUAAAGUCAAACAGUGGUGCAGAUAUAAAGAUCAGAGAUGUUACACAGUGGGGAGGACUUACACAUCCCAGAAUCCAUCAGUGCAGAUCAGAGAUGAUGAUGGGAGAAGAUCCUUCACUGUGCUGAUGACUGGACUGAGACGGACUGAUUCUGGCUGGUACUACUGCUCUGUAGGAGAUCUGCAGGUUCCUGUUCAACUCACAGUCACUGAACCCAAAAGAGCAUUCACAAGUAUUCCAGCAGCUCCACCGACUCCCUCUGAGGCAGACAUAGACACAACACAACAAUCUACCAACAGGAAUCCUACAAGUGUGAAUAAAAUAAUAUACAAUAUGACAACUGAUUCGAGACCAGAAACACACAAGCGUGAUGUGAUUCUGCUCUUGUGUCUCGCAAUGCUUUUGAUGUUACUGGUUACUCUUGUUGCCAUAGUAACUUGGAGGCUGAGAAAAAAGCCUGAGAGGGGUCAAAAUAAAGAAAACCAAAUGACAUCCAGCAGUCCAGCAGAUGCUGCUUCCUCUGCCUCGGUGGAUUUUACUACUGUGAUUUACAGUUCUGUGAUUACUUUUCAUAAAGCACCUUCAUCAUCAGUGAAUCCAGAAACUGAUGUGAUCUACAGCUCUGUGAAACUAACACCCAAGGCUGUGUGUUAAUAAUAAGGUGUUACUUCUGCUUCUUCUGAAAGAAGUUGAGAAAGGGGAAGUCAGUAAUUGUAAAUUUAACAACAGAUCUAUUUUACAGUUUCAGUAUAAACAGUGUGAAGGUCCAGUGCUUAACCAAUGCAGCUGAAAAGUGUGUCAGUGUUUUAAAUGUAUGCUGAUUGGCAAUGAAAACAAAAUGAAUAAUUUGAACUUUAAAGUACAUAGUUAUGAAGCGUAUUUCUGAAGUAUUCCAGAAUGAAUUGAUGACCAAUCAACCUUUUAAAAAGAUUCACAAUAUUCUUCAAUCUUUCUUAUGCUUUCUUCGAAGUCCAGAUUAGACCUACAUAAGGUGUAGGGUUAAAUACAGUAAAUGCAAUUUUGUUGUAUUUUUAAAAGUUUUAUUUGUAGUUUAAUUGUAUUUUAACUGCAUAUUGUAAAGCCAAUCAAAUUGUCUGUAUUAAAUAGUUUAUACACCUUAUUUCAUAGACAGUAUUAUUCAUAUUUUUGUGUUUGGCGACAUCUGCUGGUACUUUUUUUUUCUCGUCCCCAAAACUUGAGCGAUAUCAUUUUGUGUAUGUUUUCUUGUCUAUUAAAAAAAAAAAAAAACUAUUUUUAAAGCACAACUCAUACAUUUGCAGUGUCUAAACAUGUCCAUGAAUCAUCUCACAUGUGUGGUCGAAUCAUUGUCACUUUUUAAGGUUAGACACCAUGAACAGGGUUAAAAAGAUAUCACCAUGCUUCCCCAGUUAAAUGAACACUUUAAGAAUUGCAAUUUAAAAAAAAUACAAUAAAGAAAAUAAAACCAGAAAAAAAAAAAAAACCUAAAUUUUCAAAAUUUUUGGAAAUAAAAUCAGGUACAGCAUGGACAAAUCUUGUUAUAAAAACCUUUAAAAUAGAUAAUGGAGCUUCAGAUGUCAUUUUCUUAAUUGUUUUUACCUGUACACAUUUGGCACUGUUGGCAUAAUUAAGACAGACAGAUAGUUUUAUCCUUUACUGUACUUUGUCAUUCUUCUAGUGACUUAGGCCUUCCAAUAGUGGCUAGUGAACUGGAAGUCUCAGAAUAAGGCUGAUACUCGUAAUUCUGGCAUUCAAUGUUUGUAUUGUUUAAUAAAGGAAAAUAAACUCGCUACUUAAAGAAGGUUAUUUUACUAUAAAAUCUGAUUUUUACCUUUAGUCUGUUAUUUAGUUAUUAAGUCCCGUAAAUGAUAUUGGACCUGGACAAAGUAAUUCAAACUAUUUUCACAUUGAAGGUUUAUAAUAAAACAUGCAUUCUAAUAUUUGUUUAAAAAUAUUGAUAAGAUAAUA
This is a messenger RNA of Carassius gibelio (silver crucian carp), 2456 nucleotides long. RefSeq names its product CMRF35-like molecule 1. Bases 42 to 1163 code for a protein of 373 amino acids. The transcript has 11 exons. NCBI's taxonomy places the organism in Eukaryota, Metazoa, Chordata, Actinopteri, Cypriniformes, Cyprinidae. The record is from RefSeq and is a predicted model, not a curated record.